GAGGCUCGCCGGGCCGCGCGCCCCGCCCCUCGGAGGCCCGCCCUCCAGCUCGCCCCCACAGCCCGCUGUGCCUGCGGGUACUGAGCGCUCCGGCAGCCGGCGGUGACCCGGACCCAGCCGCCUCCCCGGCCCGCGCCCCUACUGGAGGGAAGAGCCGCUUUGGGGAGGAGGGAAAGGGACGUGGGGGAGGCCACGGCAGGGUUAACCUCCAUUUCAGCUAAUCAUGGGAGAGAUUAAAGUCUCUCCUGAUUAUAACUGGUUUAGAAGUACAGUUCCCCUUAAAAAGAUUAUCGUGGAUGAUGAUGAUAGUAAAAUAUGGUCGCUGUAUGAUGCAGGCCCCAGAAAUAUCAGGUGUCCUCUGAUAUUUCUUCCCCCUGUCAGCGGAACUGCAGAUGUAUUUUUCCGGCAGAUUUUGGCUUUGACUGGAUGGGGUUACCGGGUUAUAGCUUUGCAGUAUCCAGUUUAUUGGGACCAUCUUGAAUUCUGUGAUGGAUUUAGAAAACUUUUAGACCAUUUACAACUGGAUAAAGUUCACCUGUUUGGGGCUUCUUUGGGAGGCUUUUUGGCCCAGAAAUUUGCUGAAUACACACACACAUCUCCCAGAGUCCAUUCCCUCAUCCUCUGCAAUUCUUUCAGUGACACCUCCAUCUUCAACCAAACUUGGACUGCAAACAGGUCCUUGUUUUACAGCUUUUGGCUGAUGCCAUCAUUUAUGCUCAAAAAAAUAGUUCUUGGAAACUUUUCAUCUGGCCCAGUGGACCCUUUGAUGGCUGAUGCUAUUGAUUUCAUGGUGGACAGGCUGGAAAGUUUGGGUCAGAGUGAACUGGCUUCAAGACUGACCCUGAAUUGUCAAAAUUCUUAUGUGGAACCUCAUAAAAUUCGGGACAUCCCUGUAACCAUUAUGGAUGUAUUUGACCAGAGUGCACUUUCAACCGAAGCUAAAGAAGAAAUGUACAAACUGUAUCCUAAUGCCCGGAGGGCUCACCUUAAAACAGGAGGCAAUUUCCCAUACCUGUGCAGAAGUGCAGAGGUGAAUCUUUAUGUACAGAUACAUUUGCUGCAAUUCCAUGGAACCAAAUACGCGGCCAUUGAUCCGUCGAUGGUCAGUGCCGAGGAACUUGAGGUGCAGAAAGGCAGCCUCAGCGUCAGUCAGGAGGAUCAAUAGUUGUGGUGUUUGUUGUUAAUGAUGCGUGAUCCAGAGAGUUCUUGUACAAUCAUGGCGUCAGUGCCCGCCCGGCGGCCUCUCCAUUCGGCUGUCAGGUUCACCGGUUAUCACUGUGUUUGGAAGUAGGACUGAUUGUCGUCUUUGUGACAGGCGGCAGCUCUUCUAAGCCAGUGUAACUGUUCCCUCUUCGGUUUUUUUAGCUUUUGAAUUUGAGGAAGUACUUUUGAAGACUCCCAUUUUAAGAAUUGUGAAAAUUUUGCUACCAAAAGUCGUCACCACUGUGUUCUUAAGCGAAUAUUAAUUUCUGAAGUUUGGGAUUUUGUGAGGGUUUGUUUCCUUUCUUUUCUUUCCUCCUUUCUUUCUUUUUAUGUUAUUUGCUGUAAAUGCUGCACAUCCAGAUUGUGUAUCAGAAGGACAUCAGUUAUUUUUAUGAAUUCUUGGUUAUUGCCAUUAUCAAGUGCCAAGCUGUCACCUACUGUGUGCUCCCUGCAACAUCAACUACUUCUACUUUCCAGUUAUGCAGAAUCAUUUUCAGUUUUAUCUGUUGUCUUUCUAGCC
This is a messenger RNA of Puma concolor (puma), 1723 nucleotides long. It is a transcript of the gene SPG21, whose product is annotated as SPG21 abhydrolase domain containing, maspardin. The record is from RefSeq and is a predicted model, not a curated record. NCBI's taxonomy places the organism in Eukaryota, Metazoa, Chordata, Mammalia, Carnivora, Felidae. Gene Ontology annotation, cellular component: trans-Golgi network transport vesicle; cytosol. Gene Ontology annotation, molecular function: CD4 receptor binding.